Messenger RNA from Lactuca saligna, 471 nucleotides. The record is from the annotation of a GenBank genome assembly. NCBI's taxonomy places the organism in Eukaryota, Viridiplantae, Streptophyta, Magnoliopsida, Asterales, Asteraceae.
AUGUGUCGGAGGAUCCCACGACGGGCGACGACCAAGAUUCGACGACCUUCAAAGCUAGAGUUUGGCAUAAUUUAUGUCAGCGAACAAAAAGGAUCCACAACCCCCCAAAGCGGUGCAAAUGAGGUGGAUGUGUUCGAAAAUUUCUGUAAGAUUUACAAGGCCAAAGUCGGAAAACCUUUUGGCAAUGAGGAGUUUUGGGGAGUUGUGAAGGGGAAACCAAAAUGGCAUAAUCUAAGAAGUGUUGAUGAUUACGCAGGUGCUUCCAAACGAAGCAAAACUACUAAUACCACUCACAGUAACUCUUCUGAUGCACAUAUUGGAGGGAUUGACCUCAACAACAAUGAUCAUGGGAUGUUAGGAAAUUUAUAUUGCAUGCAUUGGAAAUGGAGUAUGUGUCCUAAUGCAUAUCAUGGACAAUACACAAAGGGCAAUUAUAAUUAUCCUACGGUCGUCUUUGGAGCUGUAGCCUGA